UAAUACUAAUAGUAAUAUUAUCAAGAGGAAAAUAUUAUUAGCCAGAAUUUUUUACAGAUAUUUUUUGGUGCUGGGGUGUAUUUUGUGGAUUGUAAAAUAUUAAGAAAAUGUUAUAAAUGUUCUAUAACUUACUAUAAGCGUUAUUAAACUUAAUUAUUCAUUUAGUAGACUUUAGGCGUAAUAAGUAUAGCUUGAACUUGAAACUAAGUAAAACUAAAAGUUUCGUUAGUUCAGUUGUGCCUUUGGUUUGAUUAGGUCGGUACAGAAUUGUAUUACUACUGCCCCUUAUGUGGUGUGGGGGUGGUUAUUAACUUAUUACCUACCAAGCCAAGGUUACAACCAACCUCACAAAAUUGUGCAUGGUGUCCUAUCACAGUUUCGAAUGGUUUAGGCUUAACCAUACAGGAUUGUCUUGGAAGACAAGGCGUUUCCAGCUAGUUGUACAUCCACAAAACAGUAAAGAAAUAUGACAGAAUACAAGCUUGUUGUUGUUGGAGCUGGAGGUGUCGGUAAAAGUGCCUUGACAAUCCAACUUAUACAGAACCACUUUGUUGAUGAGUAUGAUCCAACAAUAGAGGAUUCAUAUAGGAAGCAAGUAGUUAUUGAUGGGGAGACAUGUCUUCUGGAUAUAUUAGAUACAGCAGGACAAGAAGAGUACAGUGCAAUGAGAGACCAGUAUAUGCGCACAGGAGAAGGGUUUCUUUUAGUGUUUGCAGUUAACAAUGCCAAAUCAUUUGAAGAUAUUAGCAUGUAUCGUGAACAGAUAAAACGUGUAAAAGAUGCAGAUGAUGUCCCUAUGGUCUUGGUUGGAAAUAAAUGUGACCUUCCAACCAGAGCAGUAGACACGAAGCAGGCCACAGAAGUAGCAAAAAAUUAUGGAAUUCCUUUCAUAGAGACAUCAGCAAAGACAAGAAUGGGUGUAGAUGAUGCCUUUUACACUUUGGUUCGAGAAAUACGUAGAGAUAGAGAAAGAAAGGGAAAGGAUAAAAAAAAGCACAGAGAUAAACCCCGGAAGAAAAAGUGUACCAUUUUAUAAAUGUUCUUCACCAUUAUCUACAAUCAGCAGCCCCUCCGGUGGAGCCGUCAAUCAUCAUAUCGGUACAUUACGUGCAGAGCUUUACUCUUCCCUGCAUCAGUUUUGGACCAAUUGUUGUUACUCUAUAAUUGCCAUCUUCAUGCUUUUUCUAAGAUUUUUUUCUAUUUGACAGUAAAAUGAACUUAAUAUAUUUUUUGUGUUUAUUAUUCAUGUGGAUUGAAGACUCUUCGUGUAGCCCGAUUCAGUCAACCAUUCAUGUCAGCUUUCUGUGCAUCACAACAUAUUCCGUACAUAGGUAUUACUAACAGUGUACAGGUAGUUAAUAGUUGCAUAGAAAAAUUGACAUGAAAAACUAAUCAGAAGUGUAAUAGGAAGGAAAAGGGACACAUGGUUCUUUGGAUCAUUUCCAUGAGGGAAGAAGGGACACAUGGUUCAUUUCCAUGAAGGAAGAAGUGACAAUGGUUCAUUUCAUCAUUUUCAUGAAGGAACAUAUGGAUCAUUUCAUCAUUUCUAUGCUCAUGCUAAGAAAGUAUAACCUGAACAGACUCGUGGAAAUUCUGACCAUAUAUGAAGUGAAUUACCUGAAAAAUCUGCAGUUAGUUACUUCCUUAUUUGAUGAUGAGAAACCUACUUUGAGGCAAUGAAUUUGAAGAUAGCUUGAAUUGGUAAUGAAGAAAAAUUUAUUGCAAGUUCAACAUUGUAUUAUUUGCUAUGUGAAACGUGUCAUAAUAUUUUCUUCAUUAUCCAUUCAAGCUGUCUUCAGACUUUAUAGUUACUCCUUUAGUUAAUGAAAAUAGAAAAAAAUAAUGUUCCACCAUUUGUUAUUUUUAAGGCUAAUCGAAGUGUAUUUAAUUAAAACAAUAUUUUCAUUACUUGACAAUAAUAUGUCACCAGUGUUUUCAGAUAUGGCUGGACCCUUAAAUUCAAAAGGUCACAUGAUUUAUGAAACACCCCAAGAGAAGUAAAACUUCUUAGUACCUAACUGAAAUUAUGUAAAACUAUUAGAGCUGAACUCCAGAAGAUAAAUAGGUAUAUUGUGUAUGAAUAACGGGUUAUCAUACGAUUGGUAUAUUGUAUGUAAAUAACAGGCUAUACAUACAGUUGGUAUGUUGUAUACAACUGUCAGAGCUGAACUGCAGAACAUACAUGAUAUAUUGUAUAUAAAUAACAGGCUAUACAUACAGUUGGUUUGUUGUGUACAACUGUCGGAGCUGAACUCCAGAACAUACAGUUAGUAUAUUGUGUAUAAAUAACAGAGCUCCUUUUAACCUUGACUUACAGAAACUAAACUCUAGUCUCAGGUUUUUCACAUGCUCAUGAACUUAACUUUAAACUCAGAUUUGCUACAGUAAAUUUACCACAUACUCAUGAACUAAACUCUAGACACAGAUUUACUGUGAUGAAAUUUAGAUUCAGGUUUGGUAUAAUGAUCUUACCACCUGCUCAUGAACUAAACUACACAGAUUUGCCACAGUAAACUUAGCACAUACUCGUGAACUAAACUGACAUAAACUUGGUAUGAUGAACUUACCACAUGCUCACGAAUUUAAUAUUGUAAUCACUUUUCAAACACCUGCUUGUAUUGUGGUUGUUUACUUCUGUUAAAUUAGCUUUACUAUCACAAAUUUUCUUAUGUGAAGAAUCCAUAUAUUUUAAAGAUAACCAAAUUUAAAAAAAAAUCUGAAUGUUAGAUGUAAUGAACAGACAUAUAUGUUUCUAAUUUCAAGUAACUCUUGGAUACUUCAAUGUAUUUUAUAAUAAUAAAAUGUAUACCUCUUGGUAGUUACCACAGUCAGGUUACUGGGUAGACUGCCAAGUAUCUUGUCCAGUUAAAUGUUACUUGCAGAACACAACUAGUUUAUAUUUUGUAGAUCAAUGAACACAAGUACUGUGCAGCUGAAUUCUAGCCGAUUGCUACUUAUUGAUUGAAGUAAAGCAUUCAUUUAUAUGAUGUUAUCCUGCAUCUGUGUCAUGAAAUCAUCUAAGAGCCAAGUGCUUUGAAUUUUUAGUUUUCUUGAAAUUGGUUUUAAUUGAAACGAUGUUUUGACAUUCUCCAAUUUUUACAUAAUAUUUACUUGUUUCUCAUUUUCCAUAUGAUUUGCUAGUUUUUGAUAUUGUACUUUUAACUAUGAAAUCAUUAUAAAUUGUUUUUUUGGAUUUA
Limulus polyphemus (Atlantic horseshoe crab) is the source of this 3197-nucleotide messenger RNA. RefSeq names its product GTPase HRas-like. The transcript is spliced from 10 exons. Gene Ontology annotation, biological process: epidermal growth factor receptor signaling pathway; Ras protein signal transduction. The coding region runs from base 467 to 1036 and encodes 189 amino acids. Gene Ontology annotation, cellular component: plasma membrane. Gene Ontology annotation, molecular function: GTP binding; GDP binding; GTPase activity. Lineage: Eukaryota; Metazoa; Arthropoda; Merostomata; Xiphosura; Limulidae. The record is from RefSeq and is a predicted model, not a curated record.